UGCAGCCAAAACGAGAUCAUGUACUUCAUGUUACUUUUCCCAAAGAGUGGAAGACUAGUGACCUUUACCAGCUUUUCAGUGCCUUUGGUAACAUUCAGGUUUCAUGGAUUGAUGAUACAUCAGCAUUUGUAUCAUUGAGCCAGCCAGAACAAGUACAAAUAGCUGUAAACACCAGCAGAUAUGCUGAAAGUUAUAGGAUCCAGACUUAUGCAGAAUAUGUUGAGAAAAAACAUGAAGAAAAACAGGCAAAGAGAAAAUGUACAGAAGAUAGUUGGAAGGAGAUGGAGAGAAAGCGGUUAAAAACUCAUUGCACACCUUAUGUUUCCCAGAGUCGAUACUACUGUGUUAACAGUUUUACAGGUACCAGUACAGUGGGAAAGAGAAGCAUGAGUCCUAUUCAGGAAGAAACUGGUUCUGAUGAUAUGGAAGAGGGAGAAGCUCAAGAUCCAGAAUAUAAUCAGACAGACUCCUGUGCAGAGUCUCUUCCAGAUGGUAAAAAGAGAGCCAAAAAGUUCAAAAAGAUCAAGACAGAACAAGUUCCAGCAGGAAGACUCACAGCUAGUUCUGCUGGAAUUUUUGAAGUCCCUGAAACAUGGUAGGAAACAACUGCCUUAACAAGUGGAAUUAAUUGAAAGCAGUUGUGAGAAUACACCUCUUGGAAGCCAUACUUUAUUUAAAUAAAGUGGUGUUAACAAAGCAGUAUGUGUCCUGAAAAUCAGUUUAAUUAUUUUAAACUGUUUAUUGAACAAUCGCUGUCGGUUUUACUUGUGUGUAUAUUAACUAGCAUAUGAUUCAUUGUUGAUCAUGUGAAAUCCUUGCUGUCAUAAAUGAUGUUAGAUUUAAGAAGCAAGACUAAAUGUAUUUUGGUCACCUACUUUGGCAUGCUGGCUAUGAAAUGUACAAAAAGAACUGGCACUACGAUUUCAUGCGAGGCUGUUUCCUAUGCUUGAGGGGAGUUACCACAAACCUCCUAAUCUUUAGCUAUUUUUUUCAGGCAUUAUCAAUAUGCUGUCAGCAUUCUUGAAACAGGUAGAACUGCAGGUUUGCAUAUUGCUUUCUACCAGUUACUUGAUCUGGAAAUCUUUUUUAGUUUUCCAUUCUCUAUCCCCCACCCUCUGUGCUGCCAGUAUUCAUGUAAAUUCCAACUUUACAACUACCUUAUCCUUUCAAAAAACUGUAACUUAUAAGUUUCUCAAACAUUAAUUUCCUGGUGGGAUGUAGUUUUUCUCUGUUUUCAUGUCUUGUUGCUGUUUUCACUCUUAAGUCUUGAUCUAUUUCUUCGCUUCUUCUUCCUCAGUUUGUGGGGGUUUUGUAAAAAUGUUUUUUGGUACCUGUGACAAACCUGCUAACUACACCAGCCCUUUAUUUGUUUAAAAAAGGAUCUGCAUUGAUAGAUUUCAGAAAAUGUUUGAUAUUUAACAUUUUUGUAUCAUGGAAAUAAAAACAAAAGAUGUAUUUCCAUAAAAUGAAAUUAAAGACAUUUUCUUAGGAA
Messenger RNA from Phaethon lepturus (White-tailed tropicbird), 1492 nucleotides. RefSeq names its product poly(A)-specific ribonuclease PARN-like. The record is from RefSeq and is a predicted model, not a curated record. The annotation marks the transcript as partial. Gene Ontology annotation, biological process: nuclear-transcribed mRNA poly(A) tail shortening. Gene Ontology annotation, molecular function: poly(A)-specific ribonuclease activity; RNA binding; metal ion binding. NCBI's taxonomy places the organism in Eukaryota, Metazoa, Chordata, Aves, Phaethontiformes, Phaethontidae. The transcript has 5 exons. Gene Ontology annotation, cellular component: nucleus; cytoplasm.